Messenger RNA from Pseudomassariella vexata, 542 nucleotides. RefSeq lists its product as uncharacterized. The coding region runs from base 92 to 304 and encodes 70 amino acids. Lineage: Eukaryota; Fungi; Ascomycota; Sordariomycetes; Amphisphaeriales; Pseudomassariaceae. The record is from RefSeq and is a predicted model, not a curated record. The transcript is spliced from 2 exons.
AUUAUAACCGCGCUAAGGCAGGUUUCGCAAGGCUCUGACACUUUCAUCGGAUAUAUAAGUCGUGGCACUGUGCAAGAUAGGUUCUUCCAGAAUGAUUAAGAUGAUGGGCUAUUCACUACUGUCAAGUCAUUUAAUGAUUGGCUGCUCGCUGCUGAUACUCGUUCAAGGCCCGGACAGGAAGGAAUCACUGGCCCCUAUCGAGACUUGCUGCCGGACAUGUGCUAUAUCUAUUUCGCUUAUGGAGACCUUACACUCGGGAAUAUUAUCAUCUCAGGCGGGGCCAACUCUCAAAGAAUCGUGGUAAUUGUGGACUGGGAGCAAGCUGGAUGGUAUCCAGAAUACUGGGAGUACUGUAAGCUACUUUACGGGGUGGAGUAGACUCAUGAAUGGCGUAGCGCUGGAUGGGCCGAAAAGGUUACGGAACCGUAUGAGACCAAAUGGUUUGCUUUCGCAGAGCACUCAUUAUGGCGGUGUCCAUGAGCAACACAUCCUACUAAGGAUUAUAUUGUUUCGGCAAAGAGUACGUGUAUUAUUAUAGAGAC